CUGACCCGCCGGCCGCCCUUGAGUUGGAGCCGUGGGGCUAGGAAGCCGGAGCCCGCGACUCCGAGGCGGAGCGGCCACCAUGGCCAAGUACCUGGCCCAGAUCAUUGUGAUGGGGGCGCAGGUGGCGGGCAGGGCCUUCGCACGGGCGCUGCGGCAGGAGUUUGCAGCCAGCCGGGCAGCAGCUGAUGCGCGAGGACGUGCUGGACACCAGUCUGCAGCUGCCUCUAACCUGUCCGGCCUCAGCCUCCAGGAGGCCCAGCAGAUUCUCAAUGUCUCCAAGCUGAACCCUGAGGAGAUCCAGAAGAACUACGAACACCUAUUCAAGGUGAACGAUAAGUCCGUGGGUGGCUCCUUCUACCUGCAGUCCAAGGUGGUCCGAGCCUGGGAGCGCCUGCAGGAGGAGCUCAGGAUCCAGGCCCAGGAGAAAAGAGAGAAGGAACAGAUGCCCAAAACGUGACCGCUCAGCUCGCCCCACUGCACCCAGCCCACCUCCUUUAAUUUAUAGUUUGGUAAUAAAUGUCCUUUCUGCAUUUCUCAAUGCACACAUCCAGAUUCCAGCCAGUCCUGCCCCCCUGGUGCCAGGCCCCUCCUGCAGCAUCAGUGUCCUUAGGUCUCCCUCACCCUUCCCAGGAGGUACAGAGCCCUGCACCCCCGGCUCUGCCACAGGCCGCCUCUCCCUGAGCAGGGUUUCAUGCUAGCAUCUCUGGAAUCUGGGUGGAAUGUUCCAGUGCCACCAGGAAAGAGAAGCCUUCACCAGACUCUCAUUGGACCGAGGCCAGGGAGUUGUGUCUCCCCCAGAACGAAGGCUUAGCUCACCAAAGUCACAGCAGGUAGUGGCAGGGUGAGGACCUGAACCCAUGAUACUUAUCCAGAAUCUUCUCUCUCUGCUCCCUCCAGCACUUGCCCCCUCCCAGCUCCCAGCAGUAGACCUGGCAGUAGUGGCAGCCGCAGGGUUGGAAGGAAGCCCUGGAAUGGGGUCUCUGGGUGCUGCCUGCUGGGGGUAGGAGACCC
Molecule: messenger RNA, 1011 nt
Organism: Enhydra lutris kenyoni (northern sea otter)
Lineage: Eukaryota; Metazoa; Chordata; Mammalia; Carnivora; Mustelidae
Product: presequence translocase associated motor 16
Exons: 5
Coding region: 80-457 (125 amino acids)
Biological process (GO): protein import into mitochondrial matrix
Cellular component (GO): TIM23 mitochondrial import inner membrane translocase complex
Source: RefSeq, a predicted model, not a curated record